Linum tenue is the source of this 957-nucleotide messenger RNA. Lineage: Eukaryota; Viridiplantae; Streptophyta; Magnoliopsida; Malpighiales; Linaceae. The record is from the annotation of a GenBank genome assembly.
AUGAUAUUGUAUCAAAAUUGGUUGGUCUGCAACACCCGACCGACGGCAAGGCUCAAGUUCGAGAUCACAAAGCUGGACGCGAAACCCGCACCAACCGUCACCGAGUUCAGCUCAAGAGGCCCAUCGCCGACCUUCCCAUCCGUGCUCAAGCCCGACAUUAUGGGCCCGGGCUUUCGUAUCCUGACAACUUGGCCGGUCCACGUGCAGGCCCAGUCGAGCUACUUCCAGGAUCUGUACACCAGCUUCAAUCUCUUAACGGGUACCUCAAUGGCUUGCCCCCACCUAGAUGGAGUCGCGACCCUAAUCAAGAAGGCCCACCCUGAUUGGAGCCCAGCUGCGAUCAGGUCCGCAAUGAUGACAACAUCUGAUGCAGUGGACCACUCCGGCCAGCCGAUCCAGGAUUCCGGCCCGGACCAAAGCCCAACCACAGGCUUCGACAUGGGAGCGGGCCAAGUCAGCCCAAACAAGGCGCUGGAACCAGGCUUGGUGUACGAUCUCAAUUCUUCUGAUUACGUGAACCUCCUUUGUGCGAUGAACUUCACCACCGCCCAAAUCAGAGCCAUCACAAGGUCUCAUCACUCCACCGGCAGCUGCAACAACAUUUGCGCCACCCCUUCUCUGGAUCUGAACUACCCUUCGUUCAUCGCGAAUUUUGCCGCGGAUCGUUCGAACCAAGUUCUGGAGUUUCGGAGGACGCUGACCAAUGUGGGGUGCGAAAUGGCGACGUACAAAGCUUCUGUCACGUCGUUUGAUGGGCUGGAGGUCAGAGUGGUACCGACAGUGCUGGCGUUUAAAGCUAAGGGGGACAUGUUGGGUUUUAAGCUUGUGAUUGAAUAUGCUAUGAAGAAGAUGAGGAACCCAUUUCUGAAGUUGGGCUACCUCAGGUGGAUUGAGGUCGGUGGAGGCAACCAUGUUGUCCAAAGUCCAAUCGUCGCCACAAAUAUGAACAGCUUAUGA